AUGGGAAACCUGCCACGCGGACGAGUCAACGCUGCGAGACCAUUCUUGCGAACAGGCAUCGACUACGCCGGGCCAAUCUUUGUUCGCACUACAAAGGGUCGAGGACAUCGGGCGCACAAGGCGUUCAUUGCAGUUUUCGUUUGCUUGUGUACCAAGGCUGUCCACCUGGAAGUUGUGUCCGACUACUCGGCGGAGGCCUUUCUCGCGGCCCUCCGUCGUUUCGUUUCUCGUAGAGGCCUCUGCGAGGAAAUUUAUUCCGAUUGCGGUACCAACUUUGUCGGCGCUGACCGAGAGCUGAAGGAGCUGUUACGAGUAUCGACGGCGGGCGGGCGCGACGUCGCCGACGCAGUCGCUACGACGGGCAUCAAGUGGCAUUUUAACCCCUCUGCCGCGCCACAUUUCGGAGGACUUUGGGAGGCGGCGGUAAAAUCGACUAAACACCACUUACGGAGAGCGAUCGGUGCAUCCACGCUCACCUUCGAGGAGAUGAGCACGUUUCUCGCUCAAGUGGAGGCGUGCUUAAACUUCCGACCACUGUGCGCGCUUUCGGACGAUUCGGGCAACGUCUCCGCGCUCACUCCCGGGCAUUUUCUAAUCGGCACUCCGUUGCUGGCCGUGCCCGAGCCUUCUUUGUUGCAGGAAAGGAAAACCACGCUCUCCAGGUGGAAGCACAUUCAGAAGAUGCGAGAUCACUUCUGGCAACGAUGGUCUCGCGAGUACAUACACGGACUAGCGUUCCGACCGAAGUGGCUGAGAGGAGAGGUGAGCCCAAUCGUCGGGUCGUUGUGCCUAAUCCGAUCCGAAGCAACCCCCCCGAGCAAGUGGCCGCUCACCAGAAUAGUCAAAAUUCACCCGGGAGACGAAGGCAUCGUCAGGGUGGUGACUGUGCGAACGGCUAAUUCCGAGCUCGUGCGACCUACAGUAAAAAUAGUAUUGCUACCGAUAGCCACGGACGCCCCGUUGCCUCCGGGAACGCAACCAAAUAGAUUAUAA
Messenger RNA from Ooceraea biroi (clonal raider ant), 993 nucleotides. RefSeq lists its product as uncharacterized. The record is from RefSeq and is a predicted model, not a curated record. Gene Ontology annotation, molecular function: nucleic acid binding. Gene Ontology annotation, biological process: DNA integration. NCBI's taxonomy places the organism in Eukaryota, Metazoa, Arthropoda, Insecta, Hymenoptera, Formicidae.